Salarias fasciatus (jewelled blenny) is the source of this 2356-nucleotide messenger RNA. It is a transcript of the gene ier5l, whose product is annotated as immediate early response 5-like. Bases 113 to 1033 code for a protein of 306 amino acids. NCBI's taxonomy places the organism in Eukaryota, Metazoa, Chordata, Actinopteri, Blenniiformes, Blenniidae. The transcript has a single exon. The record is from RefSeq and is a predicted model, not a curated record.
UGAGACGGAGGCGGACCGCGGCGGCGUCCAAUGUUUCUCCACAGAGCCGACUGGAAGCCUUCUUCUCCCGGAGCCGCGCGGAGAUAACUGAGAGGAGGAGACCCCGGCCGCGAUGAUCAGCACCAUGGAGUGCGCCGUGGACGCGCAGAGUCUCAUCUCCAUAUCCCUGAUGAAGAUCCACAACUCCAGGACGCAGCGGGGGGGCAUCAAGCUGCACAAGAACCUGCUGGUGUCCUACGUGCUGAGGAACGCCCGGCAGGUCUACAUCAAGGAGAAGUACGCGGAGAUCUACCGGAUGCAGCAGUACGAGGAGGUGAUGGCCGUCUGCAACGAGAUCCAGGAGCUCGACCCGCUGGACGUGGAGGCGGAGGACGCGGAGGACGCGGCGGAGCAGCGGGCGCGGGCUGCCGCCUGCUGCUGCGGCGCGGAGGAGGAGGAGGAGGAGGAGGACGAGGAGAGCGCGUGCCACCGGGGCGCAGCGCACUGCCGGGCGGCUCCGGGCUGCUCCCUCCCGCCGCAGGACAAAGAGCCGGAGCCCGCCUACUACCGCAGCUGCUGCAUGGAGCCGUCCCCGGCGCACUGCGAGCCGUUCGCCGCGGCGCCGCACUGCAACAAGACCACGGUGCUGGACCUGGACACGCAUGUGGUGACCACGGUGGAGAACGGCUUCCUGCACCAGGACUGCUGCUGCCACGCGCUGCCGUGCGGCCAGGGCUCCCCGGGCUCGCCGGGCUCGCCGGGCUGCCCGCCCGCCGCCGCCGCCAAGAAGCGCAAGGUGGAGUUCGGCUGCUGCGCCCCGGACGCGGAGGACGCGCCGGACUUCAGCGCGGCGCGGAAGCGGGCCAAGCGCGAGGACUGCUGCGCGUUCUCCCACCCGGACUACACGGACACUUCCAACAUCUCCAACCUCAUCUCCAUCUUCGGGUCGGGGUUUUCGGGGCUGCUGAGCCGGCAGGCGGACCUGGAGCAGAUCUGUAGCAAACAGGCCCUGGCCAGUCUGGGCGCGUGGACCCGCGCCAUCGUGGCGUUUUGACAGCAACACUUUAAAUGGAAGGGAGGGGAUGGCGGGGGUCCGGGUCAGUUGUAACGCCUCUGUCUGUCAGAAAUAUCCUCUGAGAAGUGUUCUGGGGGGAAAGUUUCCCGCACCUCUGCAGCUGGAGGCAGGAGGAGCGUCCAGAGAACUUCUGGGAGUCAGGAAGGAGUCUCAGAAAGAGAGCUCCACAUCAGUGUCACAAACUCCAAACAACACAACAACACACGCUAAAAAAGACACGCUAUCCACGUGAGGCUGCCAGCCCAGUGUCACAGUGAGGCGUGUGAGGAUGAGCUGACCCCAUUCUGACACCAGCUCUCAGAAAUGCCCAUUGGUUCCCUCAACUUUAAGAUAUUAACAGUUGUUUGGAUGCGUCACACCGAUGGCUUCUACAGCAGAUCUGAUUGAGCUGAAAUGUGGGUUUUAAUGAGGAGGCGGAGGACAAGGCGUCCCCCUGCCACCCAGAUCCCACACUUUGAGAACCACAGCCUCGGCUGCUUCUCCCAUCAUCUGAACACAACAGAAAGCAGAAUUAUACCUCAGCAACACUUUUUGUCUUACAAACAUCCGCCGCGCUGCUUCCGGAGGGGACGGAGGCGUUACGACUGACCCGUCCAAAUGUUCUUUAUUUUUGCAAGAAAAAGAGAAGAUAUUUAUAAAAAAGAGCAGUUUUUCUGACAGUGGCUGACAGGUGGGGGUGGGGGGGGGGAACGCAGGGGGGGUGGCUGUGGAGAUGGAUCCACUUCCGUUGCCUUAAAUCCAGAUUGUGCUCGCCGCGGCGGCGAGGCCGAACGUGACCGAAUGUCUCUGCUGUCCUCUCCUCCCUUCGUCUUGCACAGUGAGCAGCUUAUUGUUAUGUGAAUCACCACAUCUCAGACCCCCCCACCCCCCACCCCCCCUUCACCAGAACCAACACCAUGAGGUACACAGACUCCAGACCGGCUCACCUGGAGGGCGGGGCGGGCGGGGGUCUCCCCUCCUGCUCCACAAUCAUGGAGCCUUCCAGCCAUCCAGAGCUCCAGCUCGGCUUUGUGACUUUCACUACGUCAAAACAAGAAGAAAAAGAAGAAAACACUCAGAUUUUAGUCCUUUUGUUUUAAAAAGGAAACGUCCUGAUUUAGCCAUAAACCCUCCUGGAUCCAUGUGUUAGCUUUAUGAGCACUAUGUGUACCAAAAUAAAGAGAGUAUUCAGCCAUUCUCGACCACAUAUUUUGUUGUUAUUCUUGUAUUUUUGUGCUUAAUAAAUUGUAUAUCACCGGGUAAAACUGUUCCAAGAAAAUAUUUGUUAAAAUUUAUAAUCUUAAUAAAAAAUGAAAAACCUCA